ACUGGUACGUGACUGUCGCAGUCGCUAUACUCUCGUAUAGCGUAUCGAGCGUACGCGACCUAUUCGGAGUGAUCGGAACAGCGAUCGAUCGUUGGACCGUUCGACCGUUCGACCGUUCGACCGUUCGACCGUUCACCGUGUCUCGUGUGUCGAGUCAGUCGAGUGUCGAGUCUGUCGAGAGCGAGUUCAGCGAGCCUGAAGCCCGAAGCAACCGGAGGAUUAGUGCGCUGUCGACGCUACACGAUCGCGUUGAUCGAUCUUCUCGGCUCGGCUCGGUCCGGCGGUCACUCGACUCCGGUCAGCUCCGGUUUACUUGCAGUUAAGUUAACUCAUUGUCAGUACCGACCGACGAAAUCGAGAGUCGCGCGAAGUCGCGCGAGGAACGAACGGCGCGCUCACGCUGACGGUUACGUCGCGAUUUAAAUUUAUUUAAAUUGAAUCGCUGAGAUAGCUGAGAUAGCUUGGAAUUCUUCGAUUGUGCUCGCAGCUCGCAGAUCGAUCGGCACGCGUCUAUGACUGAGAGCGUAUUUGUGAACGUAUGAAUGCUUGCUCCGUGCGACGUAUCAUCCAGUGCUUUCUAUAUAUAUAUAUAGUAUAGAACCUAGUUCGAUGACGAUGAUGAUAAUCGACGUUUGAUCGAGGAGGACGGGGAGCAGCAUUAUAUAUGAUGCGACGGCGGCUACAAUGAACGUUCCGAUCGUGGCAGGGGACGUCGUCGACGAUGGCGGCUUCGGUCGGCCGCGAUUCGUUCGGGGUUCGGAUCCGAGGGUAGCGACCUGUAGAGGAAAGCUGCAGAACAAGCGAAGUAAGCUCAAUCAAGAGAUCAACAAGGAGCUACGGUUGCGAGCGGGCGCUGAGAAUCUUUUUAAGGCGACGACCAACAGAAAAUUGAAAGAGACCGUCGCAUUGGAGUUAAGCUUUGUCAACUCGAAUCUGCAGUUAUUGAAGGAACAGCUUGCUGAGUUGAACAGUUCAGUGGAAUUGUAUCAAAAUGUCGAUGGCGCUGAGCCUGUUAUGCCGAUGAUACCAUUGGGACUCAAAGAGACCAAAGACAUUGAUUUUCGGGAUCCGUUUAAAGAUUUCAUCUUGGAGCAUUAUAGCGAAGAUGGGGAAAACUAUGAAGAAGCUAUAGCUGACUUGAUGGAAACCAGACAGGCUACAAGGACACCGACCAGAGAUUCAGCAGGCAUUGCGUUACUCCUGCGUUAUUAUAAUCAGCUUUAUUUCAUAGAGAGACGUUUCUUUCCACCUGAUAGAAGUCUUGGCAUCUAUUUUGAAUGGUUUGAUUCGUUGACAGGAGUGCCGAGUUGUCAACGAACAGUUGCCUUCGAAAAGGCAUCCAUUCUUUUUAAUGCCGGUGCACUUUAUACGCAACUGGCUGCCAAGCAGGAUCGUCUGACCGCUCGAGGACUUGACCAAGCAGUCGACGCUUUUCUCAGAGCGGCUGGCACCUUUCGGUAUAUCCAUGAGAAUUUCACAAAUGCACCAAGUAUGGAUUUGGGCCCAGAUAUGCUGGAGAUGCUGGUACAGUUGAUGCUUGCUCAGGCAAGGGAGUGUCUCUUUGAAAAACUGGAGCUUCAAUCGAAGGACAGCAGAAACGUCGAUGUUUGUUUAGAUCUUGCUCAAGAGGCAGCUCAGGUUGCGGCGAUAUACAAUGACGUCCACGGAUUAAUAUCACGCGAGCCAGUUCGUGAUUACGUUCCGGAGACGUGGAUCUCGUUGAUACUAGUGAAGCGUGAACACCAUCUUGCCCUCGCUCACAAGCAUAUUGCUGUUGGUUUGCUGGACAGACCAAUCGCUGAAUUUCGCGUGGAAACAAAGCUCACGUUGGAGCAUAUUCAAAAGAGCGAUGGGAAAACUCAACUGGACGCAACUAUUCCCAGAGAUGACAACGAAAGGAAAUUAUUGGGCAAAGCACAUCUCAGAGAAGCUCUUGUUUUGCAUGACGAGAGUCAACGGCUCCAGAGAAUGUGCCGCGAACUGAAGGGUAAACAGGCUCUAGCGAAGGUUCUGAAAAAAGCUCAAGAAGCAACGCUUGAAAGUUAUAAUAGGUUCGGUAAUGAGGAUGAUUUUCGAGAACUUCUGGAUCCACCAGAUAUUAUCGCCUCGACAAAAUUUCAACUUAGUAUCACUCAUCCCGAUUUUGGGCAACACGGAGUGGACGACCUUUUCAAGUCGUUGGGACCUGUAGCGAUAUUUUCUGCCAAACGUCAUUGGACCGCGCCGCGAUUGAUACAACUUCAAAGAGGCCCUGACGGCGAAGGUUUUGGAUUUAGUGUACGAGGUGAUGCUCCGGUGAUAGUAGCAGCCGUCGAUCAUAAUUCACUAGCGGAUGUGGGCGGAAUGAAGGAAGGUGAUUUCAUAGUCGGCAUCGGCGAAAAAGAUGUUAAGUGGGCAUCCCACGAGCAAGUCGUGCGGAUGAUAAAACAAUGCGGUGACUUUAUAAAUUUGAAAUUAGUGACCCCAAUGGAUAGGAAUUAUCUAAAGAAACCAGGAAAACCCAACAACCAUCACGAUAAGGGCAGCGUUUCAGCGAGCAGCUCUUCUGGAGUUUCUUCCGGUCAACCGAGCCCAGCGGGAUCCGUCACUACGGCGCACGUAGUGAGAAGGCUUCCGUGGAAUCCAUUUAAAAAAUGUGGCAUCCAACGCGAGAACAGGGAUCUAACCUUCGACAAUGUUAUUCUCAGAUGAUUACCGGAUUAGAGAUGGACCAGUUAUCAUACAUUAUCGUAUGAGCUUAACACAUGCUACGAUGAAAUAAAAAUCGAUCAAAAUUCACCGAUUGCCAAAAUUAAAUGUUGUUUGGUAUAAAUAACAAUUCACUAUGUCAAAAUUUCAUAUCAAUACCGAUGAUAUUCCAUGUUAAACACUAUAAAUAUGUUUAUGUGUAAGAGGCUUUCUACAAUAAGCAAUUACUUAAGCUUUAAGUCU
Molecule: messenger RNA, 2931 nt
Organism: Trachymyrmex septentrionalis
Lineage: Eukaryota; Metazoa; Arthropoda; Insecta; Hymenoptera; Formicidae
Gene: Rhp
Product: rhophilin-2
Exons: 12
Coding region: 685-2691 (668 amino acids)
Biological process (GO): signal transduction; negative regulation of stress fiber assembly
Molecular function (GO): protein binding
Source: RefSeq, a predicted model, not a curated record